This is a messenger RNA of Adelges cooleyi (spruce gall adelgid), 2196 nucleotides long. RefSeq names its product myb-like protein X. NCBI's taxonomy places the organism in Eukaryota, Metazoa, Arthropoda, Insecta, Hemiptera, Adelgidae. The coding region runs from base 358 to 2034 and encodes 558 amino acids. The transcript has 3 exons. The record is from RefSeq and is a predicted model, not a curated record.
GGCCAUACAUCCGCUACAGUGCUGUAUGCGGGGCCACCGCAAUAUUAUAACCGUUAACGGCCGUCUUAAGUGUUUAAAAUGGCUACUCGCUAAUUAUUUUUAGAUUGUAAUUUUCUGUGUUUUUGGUUUUGUCGUCGUUAGUGUCGCAUUCGAUAUCUUAACAGGUUUAUCCCGGUGUAGUGUUUCAGAAAUUGAACUUCAGUAAUAGAAAUCGCACGUUGUUUUCCACUAGUUAGGUUAACCAAAAAAAAAAAACAAGUUUAAUUAGGUUUAUUUUUCUGAUAUCUUCAAUUUCACAAGACGACCAAAUUAAAAUUUUUGUUUUUCUAAAUAACACUAGCUAAAACCGCAUUAAACAUGCCGCCCAAAAAGAAGGCAGUUCCGAAAGCAAAAUCCGCGGGCUUGACUACAAGUAUUGAAAACUUGUCCAACAUAACGACCAGACGACCAGUAAAAAAUGAUGUCGAACAAACAGAAGAAACACAAAAUUUAAUGAAUGAAAUAUUACCAACUGAAAGUAAAAAUAUGAAUGUAACCGUAGUGGUUGAAAAAAUGACUGAUGAAUAUGUUGCUCAAGUAACUACACUCGCUGAAAAUGAUGAAACUGAAAAGAAAGCUGUUCAGAAAAAAACAAAACCUAAGUCUAAGCAGUUAGAAGAGGAAGAGGCCAAACCAAAGAAAGGAAGAAAACGAGCAGCGAGUGAAGAUCGUACAUUAAUCCAUUUUGAAGUACAAGUUGUAGGAAAUUCCCGUAAAAGACCUGUCAACAAAGAUAGUUCAGCCAAUAGUUCAGAUACCAUUUCUCCAUUAAAGAGAGGUCGAAGAGCUGCAAGUGUAGAUAUUAUGCCUUCAGACAAUGUGGCCGUCUCGACCAAGGAAGAAAUAAAAAAAAGUCGCAGGAUUGCUAAAGUCACUAAUUUUUCUGAUGAAGUACCAAAAAAAGGACGCAAAGGAGCUAUGAAGGACGAUCAACCCAAAACGGAAAAAGUUGUAGCUAAAGGUAAAAAAACAACUAAAAAAGUAGCUAAUGAGAAAAUAGAAGAAAAAGAAAUACCAAAAACCACUGAAGUAGAUGGGGAAAAUGUGAACAAAUUUUCAGCUGAGGUUUCUCAAGAAAAAACAAAAAAAGGUGUUAAGAAAGGACCACAGAAAUCUGAAGACAGAGAAAAUGAAGCUGUAGAAAAAGUUUCAAAAAGAACUAACCGUGCAGUACCAAAAGCAAAACAAACUGAAGACAAAGAAGUUGAAAAAAAAUCAAAACGUGUAGCUAAAUCAAAACAAGUUGUUCAAUCCCCUAACGAUUCUGAAGAAAUUAAUGAUCCAGAGGUUGAAAAUGGUUUCGAAGAUAAGAAUGAAGAAAAUGAAACCGAUUGUGUUCAAACUCCAGAAAAAAUACCAGUGAAAUCAAAAGCAAAACAAAAUAAAAACAAAGUAGAAAAAAAAUCCAAACGUGUUGGAAAAUCAAAACAAGUUGUUCAAUCGCCUAACGAAUCUGAAAAAAUUAAUGAUCCCGAGUUUGAAAAUGAUUUUGAAGAAAAGAUUGACGAAGAUGAAGCUGAUUGGGUUGUAACUCCAGGUUUAAUUCCUGCAAAACAAAUUGAAGACAAAGAAUUAGAAAAAAAAUCAAAGCGUGUUGGAAAAUCAAAACAAGAUAUUAAGUCACCCAAUGAAUCUGAAGAAAACGAUCCACAGCUUGUUGUAAAUGAGCCCACAGGAAAUAAUGAAGAAGAUGAAACCUACUUAGUUGUAACACCAGUGAAAAUAGUGGCAAAAUCAAAUGCAAAACGCGGUGGUCGUAAAGAAAAACAAAACGAAGUUGAAAAUAAUGUAGAAGAAAAAGAAACUAAACUUCAAAAACGUCGCAAAGCCAAAGGCCAUGAUUUUGAAGAAGCAGUUGAAGAGGGCAGUGAAGAAAAGACAGGAGAUGUACCUAGUGGUCUUCCUGACACUCCAGAGUCUGGAAAAGACGAAGUUAAACCUGUUGUUAAACGAAAAACUAAAGCUAAGGUAAAUUUACUAACUGCUAGGAAAUAGAAGUUUUAAUCUAUUUUUAUUUUGUUACAUUAAUUUAAAGGUUUUUUGAUAUAUAUAUAUAUAUUUAUAAAUGUUUUUUUAGUAUAGCUAAACUCAUAUUUAAUUAACUUUUUUUAUAUUUAAAUAUAUACAAGAUAGAUAAUAGAUACAAGUGUUUAAAUA